CUCCAGUCAUCAUCAGACGCUUUCCAGCGCCCGUGGGCACGGCUGGCUCAAAGACACACAUGCACCAGUCCUUCACUAAGGAACACACCAACGACCCAAUACCCUGUGGUCCCAAGUCACCGUCUGUUGGAGAACGUUUUGCCAUUUCUUCUGCGGGAGACGGUUUGUAAACUAUUCGGAACUUCCAUGAUGCUAGGAGCAGUUAAAAUGGAAGGACACGAGCAUACAGACUGGAGCACCUACUACGGAGAGCCUGAGUGUUACACCUCGGUAGGCAACAUGAAUACUGGCCUGGGAAUGAACUCCAUGAACACCUACAUGAGUAUGUCGGGAAUGAGCUCAACUGCCAACAUGACGGCCAACACCAUGAACAUGUCUUACGUCAACACUGGCAUGAGCCCCUCCAUGACUGGCAUGUCACCCGGAGCCGGAGCCAUGAAUGGAAUGGGCGCGGGUAUGACCGCCAUGAGUGCCGCUCUCAGUCCUAGCAUGAGCCCUAUGACAGCGCAACCCCCCUCAAUGAACGCCCUAACUUCAUACACAAACAUGAACGCCAUGAGCCCAAUGUAUGGACAGUCCAGUAUCAACAGAUCAAGGGACCCCAAAACAUACCGCAGGAGCUACACACAUGCAAAGCCCCCCUAUUCUUAUAUUUCUCUCAUCACUAUGGCUAUCCAACAGUCCCCCAGCAAGAUGCUAACGCUGGCAGAAAUAUAUCAGUGGAUAAUGGAUCUUUUCCCGUUUUACCGGCAGAACCAGCAACGCUGGCAGAACUCUAUUCGCCAUUCUCUGUCAUUCAAUGAUUGUUUCCUCAAAGUGCCUAGAUCUCCGGAUAAGCCCGGCAAGGGUUCGUUUUGGACCCUUCAUCCUGAUUCGGGAAACAUGUUCGAGAACGGAUGCUAUCUGAGAAGGCAAAAGCGGUUUAAGUGUGACAAGAAGAUGUGCAAGGAGUCUGGCCGUAAAAGUUCGGAAGGUGGAUCCAACAGCAGCUCGGAGAGUUGCAACGGGAACGAGUCUCCCCAUUCCAACUCGUCCUCCAACGACCACAAACGAUCACUGUCAAAUAUGAAGUCCAGCCAGGCUAUGAGCCCUGAACACGCGGCCUCGCCAGUGUCCCAGGCGCAACAUCUCAUGUCCCAGCAUCACUCGGUUCUGGCGCACGAUGCACACCUGAAGCCCGAGCACCACUACUCCUUUAAUCACCCGUUCUCCAUCAACAACCUCAUGUCGUCGGAGCAACAGCAUCACAAAAUGGACCUAAAGACGUACGAGCAGGUGAUGCAUUACUCCGGUUACGGCUCCCCCAUGGCUGGGGCUCUGUCCAUGGGUUCCAUGGCGGGGAAAGCGGGUCUAGAUUCCUCAUCAAUACCUACUGACACAUCGUACUAUCAAGGCGUAUAUUCAAGGCCAAUCAUGAACUCCUCAUAAAUCCUUGCGCCAUCUACGGACUUUUGAAAGCGAUUUGUACAUUUGUAAAAAUAUAGUUUGUGCUGAUGUAUUCAGAUAUUUUGAUGUUUCCCUUUGAUUUAGUUGUCAAUUUUGUUUAGUAGCCUGAUUAUUUCAAAAGGGGAUGUUAAUAAUGUGACAAAAUCUGUUCAAAACGGCGGCUUUGAGAAAGGACCAAAAGACAAUUUCUGUAAAAUACAUCUGUAUAACUGGAUUGCUAAAUGAAUUUAAAUGGAUUGCAGGAUUUCUUCAAUAAUUUGUGUAAUUCCUAUUUAUGGCUUGUAUAUGUGUAUUCUUGUAGUUGACAACAAGAACAGAAUCUAUAUUAAAGUGUUAUUUGAAUUUUA
Messenger RNA from Osmerus eperlanus (European smelt), 1793 nucleotides. It is a transcript of the gene foxa2, whose product is annotated as forkhead box A2. Gene Ontology annotation, molecular function: RNA polymerase II cis-regulatory region sequence-specific DNA binding; transcription factor binding; protein domain specific binding. The coding region runs from base 187 to 1428 and encodes 413 amino acids. Gene Ontology annotation, biological process: regulation of transcription by RNA polymerase II; anatomical structure morphogenesis; cell differentiation. NCBI's taxonomy places the organism in Eukaryota, Metazoa, Chordata, Actinopteri, Osmeriformes, Osmeridae. The record is from RefSeq and is a predicted model, not a curated record. The transcript is spliced from 2 exons.